This is a messenger RNA of Daldinia childiae, 408 nucleotides long. Its product is annotated as Mitochondrial pyruvate carrier 1. The transcript has 3 exons. Lineage: Eukaryota; Fungi; Ascomycota; Sordariomycetes; Xylariales; Hypoxylaceae. Bases 1 to 408 code for a protein of 135 amino acids. Gene Ontology annotation, biological process: pyruvate import into mitochondria. Gene Ontology annotation, cellular component: mitochondrial inner membrane. The record is from RefSeq and is a predicted model, not a curated record.
AUGGCCGCCUUCGUCAAAGCAGUCAACGCUAAGAUUCGGUCGAAUCCGACUCUGAACUACUUAUGUUCGACGCAUUUCUGGGGACCGGCGUCGAACUUCGGUAUUCCCGUCGCCGCCGUGAUGGAUGCGCAGAAAUCACCCGAGCUAAUUUCCGGUCAAAUGACAUUCGCUCUCUGCAUUUACUCAGCAACCUUUAUGCGAUACGCUCUCGCCGUGACGCCUAAGAACUAUCUCCUCUUCCUGUGCCAUUUCAUCAACGAGGGCUCGCAAUUAACACAAGGUUACCGUUAUCUCCAAUGGCAUCAUUGGGGCGGCAGAGAGAAGGCUGGUGUCCUGGGUGCCGUAGAAGGAGCCAAGGAAAAGGCUGCCGCAGCUGGUGAUAAAAUCAAGGAAGUCGCCUCGAAAUAA